AUGGAUCAAGGAGAGACAGGUUUGCAAGAGGAGAUUCGUGGGUUCUUUUUUGUUUAUUGGUGCUGUUUCUGCUGGAUCAAGGUAACGAUGAUUGCUACGUUAUCUGGUAGUCGUCGUGUCGGCGAGCAUGAUCAUUUGCUUAGGGGCAAUAGACGUAUGGGUCGCGGUGGUUUGUACGGUAUUGGUUGA
Messenger RNA from Bipolaris victoriae FI3, 189 nucleotides. RefSeq lists its product as hypothetical. Lineage: Eukaryota; Fungi; Ascomycota; Dothideomycetes; Pleosporales; Pleosporaceae. The transcript has a single exon. The record is from RefSeq and is a predicted model, not a curated record. Bases 1 to 189 code for a protein of 62 amino acids.